This is a messenger RNA of Protopolystoma xenopodis, 1791 nucleotides long. The record is from the annotation of a GenBank genome assembly. NCBI's taxonomy places the organism in Eukaryota, Metazoa, Platyhelminthes, Monogenea, Polystomatidea, Polystomatidae.
AUGGCGAACGAAGAUCCCCAGUGGCCCUACCUUGAUUCGCCCUGGGAUCUACUUCGCGAUUGCUUCCACAUCAGAAAGCUGGAAAAUGAACAUACAGAUUGGACAGCCUGUAUUCUCUCGCGUAUACUUGGCGUACUAUCGGCCUACAUUUUUCCUGUCAUCGGGCUUCUCGGUCUGUUGGUCAACUGUCUGACGGCAUUCAUCUUUCUGCGCUGCUUUCGAACUCCGACGCGACAAAUGAUAUAUUUAGCCUGUUUGGCGGUCAGCGACGGCCUCACAAUCCUGUUGUUCGGCUGGCUCUGGGUCUUCCCCGCCAAAGGCAUCCCGUACGCGACUGAUGGGAAAACAUAUUUCUUCACUUUUUACUCGGGCUGGACGGAAUGCCGUAUACACCGUUGGGCUUACUCUUUCACGUCUUGCCUCGGCAACAAUAUAUUCUUACUGACCACCCUAGAUCGCUGCAUGUCCAUCUAUCUGCCACUCAAGUUCUCGCGGUUGCCGCAGAAACGAGCUUGGCAGAUGCUGUUGGCCAUCACGUUGGUCAGCGGGGUCAUGAUGCUGCCAUUUGGCAUCAGUACCGGGCUCUAUCCAACCCAGGGAAACAAGGUGAUCUGCUGGCUGACGGAGGACCAGACCUUCCUUCAGCUCUAUCAUGUAUUGUUCGCAAAUGCUGGAUUCCUCCAGACGGUACUCAUCAUCGCCUUCAAUCUGGCUCUUCUGAUUCGUCUACGACAGAAUGCGUUGUUGCGCAAACAGCUGACCUGCAAGUUCACAACUGGCAGAAAAGAGGUAUCUGCCUCCAUUCUUCUUCUUCUACUCUCCACAAUAGUUGUGAUCUGCGCCCUUCCACAGACGGUGGCUUAUAUGUUUGCCUUUAUCUACCAGACGGCUCUCCCGCACGAUACAGGCUCCAUGCUAACACGUUUGGCCUAUAACAUAUCCGACAUCGGAUGGAACCUCCUCUUUCUGCAGUACACGGCCAACUUUUUUCUCUACCUUUCUCGAAUGCCCAACUUUCGACUGGCAACUCUACGCUUAAUUACCUGUCGUUGCGGUCAAGCCCUUCAGCGUCGGCUAGAAGAGCACUAUUACAGUUCCCGACCUGCAGGAAAAACCCAAACAACCAACAUGUUUCAGGUUGGCUCCAAACGGGCACUGGUCGUCCGGUCGCUUACAGAACAGGUGAAACGAUGCCAACAUGGACGGUACUCACAGAACGGUCCAGGGCGUAUUUGCUACCAGGAUGAGACUAUGGUUGACGUUUGGCCUGCAUCUCCACGCUUCCAUAAUGGCCCCACUUCACUUCCUACUCAUUCGUUCUUCUCGCAUUCCCCAUCACCCGCAAUCUCUCUACCACAAUCAUCACCAUCACCGCCCCCAUCAUCACCACAUCUACCACCGCCGCCAUCACUAAUGAGAAUAUCAGCGUCACCACCAGCAUUGUCAUCUCCAUCAUCUCUACCAUCACCAUCGCCUCUAAUGAAAUUGCAAUUAAGGCUACAACUACCCCCUUUAUCACUCACUGCACAGUCAUCCUCAUCUCCAGUGCCAACACCACAACUAAUGAAGUUGCCAAGGUAUCCACCGUCACCACCAACUAUAGGCCAUAGUCUUUCCACUUAUUCUCAUUCUCCUCGUUCUUUUGGUGGUUCAAUCGACAAAACACAGCCUCACUGGGGCAACCGAAAGACAAGCAAUUCUCAGCAGCAUGUCGUCACCUUCAGUCCACCAACUUCGAGAGGGACUCGAGUUGGCGAAAGUCUGCCUGAUGACGAGGUAACUCGCUUCUGA